This is a messenger RNA of Rotaria sp. Silwood2, 505 nucleotides long. The record is from the annotation of a GenBank genome assembly. NCBI's taxonomy places the organism in Eukaryota, Metazoa, Rotifera, Eurotatoria, Philodinida, Philodinidae.
AUGGAUUAUUUUCAUAUGAUCACGACAAAACUAAUGUUACUCUUACUUCUUUUUCUCUCAAUUAGUUAUUUGUCCGGUGAUCAGAAUAUAAAAUUAGCAAUACAACUCGAACGUUCAUCUGGAAUAUUGUUACAUAUAACAUCAUUACCAUCACCAUAUGGAAUUGGUGAUCUUGGUCCAGAUGCUUUUAAAUUUAUUGAUUUCUUAGUAGAAAUAAAACAAAAAUUAUGGCAAGUAUUACCUAUAUAUCAAACCAAUUCGCCAUCUCCGUAUUCAAGUGUAUCAGCAUUUGCCGGUCAUUCAUGGUUAAUAUCACCAGAUAAAUUAUUAGAAAGUGGUUUAAUAUCUAAAGACGACUUAAAAUCAAUUGAGCAAUCAAGAUUUAAUCAAUCGUAUGUUAAUUUUCAUCAAGUAAAGAAAAACAAAGAGAAAAUACUGAAAAAAGCAUAUUUUAAUUUUAAAAAUAAUAAUUCGUAAGCAUCAGAAAUUUUAAAUGACUUUUUUC